Silurus meridionalis is the source of this 1644-nucleotide messenger RNA. Its product is annotated as microtubule organization protein AKNA-like. The record is from RefSeq and is a predicted model, not a curated record. Bases 290 to 637 code for a protein of 115 amino acids. NCBI's taxonomy places the organism in Eukaryota, Metazoa, Chordata, Actinopteri, Siluriformes, Siluridae. Gene Ontology annotation, biological process: epithelial to mesenchymal transition; neuroblast delamination; neuroblast division in subventricular zone. The transcript is spliced from 5 exons. Gene Ontology annotation, cellular component: centrosome.
GAUCCACACACAUUGGAGGAAGCGUAGCAUAUCAGCAGAUAGAUCCAAAGUGAGACACGAUGAGGCUGAAGGCAGAGAAAGGCCAGUGCAUGAAACUUUGUGUUCGAGCUGUUUGGCACGAUACCAUAGAAGCUCUGAAUGCCAUGCAAGGAAUGUUAACUCACUUCUUACAACUCGUUACUACUCAAGCCAAUGUUCACUGUGUGGAGCACCAAAAAGAGACACAGUUUCUCCACCUGCAAACCAAAGCUUUAUUCAGAAGAAAGUUCGGCCACCAAGGGCCAAACACAUGCAACCAGGGGCUCUGUAUAUGGCCGUAGCACCUCCACCUCCAGUGAUUGGCAGUGUGCCCAUGCUCCAGUGUGUGCCAGUCUGUCCCUCAGUCCUCUAUUACUCCAGCCCUGUGGUGCCAACGUCCUACCAGAAGCCUUUUUACGUGUCACUAAGUGAUGGAAGAGGCUCAGGGGGUCAUCGGAGGCGCUCGCAAUCUGUAGACGCACAACGCUCUCUCAACCGUUCUCUGGGCCGUGCCAUCACCACCGCCAGCAGCGUGAGAGAGAUGUCACAGCGCAUGGUGCGCUCGCUCUCCUCAGGACUCAAUCACAUGAGCCCACUUGCAAAAUCCUGCACCUACUGAUGCUUAGUGACCUACAGGGAAACUGCACUCUGUAGACACCUAACGUGUUCCUGACGUGUGACUGGUAAACGGCAGCUGUAUUGUCAUUGCACUGAUCACGGCUAAACAGCCAUUUUAUGAAAAGCAAUUUCACAGUAAGUUCAGAUAUUGGAAAUUGUAUCUAUAUUGUUAGUGUCCUAGAUUUUGUACUGAGCUUCUGUAUUCCUGCACUGGAUUAUUAGUGCAGUUAUUUAGUUGUUAGCAGCAUUUAAUUAUCAAUGUAAUGCAUCUUUAUUAAAUAAUCAAAAUCUCGUAACAGAAAAUGCUGCUCCAAUAAGUUUACUAUUAACAGUUUUUAGAAUUGCUUGUUAGUUUUAUUUAAUUUAUGAGAUGUUGCUUGUUAUUUGCUGUUAUUUGCUUUAACGAUCAAUUUUGCCCAUAACACAACACCAAGCAAGCAAAGUGAGUGUGACAAUGUUGAUCAAUCAGAGGGACAUUAGUCAAUCAUAGGCAAACUGAGCUCAUGUGUGCGAAAGACGGUAUAUAGAACUUUUAUUCCGAGUGUGACUUUACUAUCAUGCUGGUGGAAAAUGGUGAAUGAACAAAUCAAAGGGAAAAGGAGUAAAAAAAAAUAAUAAAAAUACAUGUCUAGAUCACUGACACCCAAAGUAAAUUUUUUUUAUGUUGUAUUUUAUAAGAUAGAAAGUACUAUUAUAGUUAAUAUAGUACAUCUUAUAGUUAAUAGACCAACAUUUCUAUUUAGGCAGCAUGAUUAUUUUGACAACAGAUUGCAGUAUGGAAUUAUCCAUAUGCAGUUUAGUUUAAACAUUAUAACUAAAAUGACUGUAACCCAACAAAUCUACACUGCAAAUACUAAUCAGUUGAUGUUGAAAUUGUAUUUACAGGAUAGAAUUAAUUUCUCUGUGAAUGAUCAAGAAAGCAGAUGUGUUUGUGAAGAAAUUCAGAAAUGUUUGUCUUUUUGUACCAUUAUUAGAAAAAUCAGUUAUUAAAAAAAUUCUUCAAACUUA